UACGCUUAUGUCAGUGACAGUCGAGUGGCACUUGGCGUUCGAAAUUCGUACUUUUAUUCGCGGUGGUCAAUUUCAUUGAAAAGAAAAACGAAAAAGCAAAAACAUACAAAUUACUCAUCGAUGUAGUAUGUUUUAAUUCAUAUUAAAUACUGCACCGUAGCUGUAAGCUCUAAAUUAAACUAGGUGCACGUAUAAAAACUCGUCGAUUAGUUAUCGUCGAUCACGAUCGACCUGGUCGACUGAACUCACAGGAUGGCUCUUCCACCGGCACCCGGUAUGGAUCCAUGGAUCGUACAGCCCAGGGAAAGAGCAAUGUACCGUGAUCAGUUUGAGGCUCUAAAACCCAUCGGAGGGGUUGUAACGGGUGAACAAGCCAAAGGAUUUCUUCUGCGAUCACAACUGCCACCUGCCAUACUUGGACAAAUAUGGGGACUUUCAGACACCGACGCAGAUGGAAAAAUGGAUAUCAACGAAUUCAGUAUAGCUUGUAAACUUAUACAUCUCAAAUUACGGGGACUGGAAAUACCCAAAAGUCUUCCACCAACUUUAGUCCAGAGCUUGAAAGCAAUCGCAGCAAAUGAAGCAGCACUAACAAACGGGAGUGGAUUACAAAACCAAGGAGGUUUAGGAUCUUUGGUGAACCUAGGGAACGCUUUGCCAGCUCAACCUCUGGCAAGUUCAUCACCGAGGCCUCUAAUAGGCGGAAUACCCAAUCAGCCCCCUCAGCCGGCAAGACCAGUGCCACCAAUGCAAAUUCCUCUGGCUUCGUCACAAUAUAGACAGAGCGCGACAGCUACAAACACAUCGUCAAAGCCACCCGCUCGCCCUGCACCCCCUUUUAUGGGAAACACGAAUUCCCCAGCUGUUGUCGCUGCUCCACCUCAACGACCCGCACCGCCGGGAAAUAUUGGGGCUUCGUUUGUCGCGACGAGUGGCGGACCGCCGCCAAAACCGGCGCCCCCUUCAUUCCCGAACAGCCCGGUAGCCGGGAGUGGCGCUCCAGUUGGGCCGGCUCAACCGAUAACUUUGACAUCGACGAUGGAUUUGCUCGAUCUUGCCUUCUCCGAAGGGGUCCAGCCGAUCGCACCGGUCGCUCCGUUGAACACGAAUCCUACGCCGAUCGCAGCUUUCGGCAUGGGACAUCCGGCUGCUCCCGUGCCAGUGAUGCAACCUUUUGCUGGAAGCGUCGUCCCUCCCAUCGCUGCAGUGCCCGGAGUCGUGCCGUCGAUUCCAGCGAUUCCAGUCAUUCCACCGACAAAUGGAAUAGCGCCGAUGGGAGCAGUACCAUUGAAUCAGGUAGCGGCGGCGAAUGGUGGAAUAAGCAUGAAUACUCCAGUAUCGACGAGUUCGCCACUGAGCACAACGGCACGACCGCCCAGUAUAGAUCGAGUAGGAUCGAUAGAUUCGCAACACAGUCAGCAUUCCCAACAUUCGAUGGGUUCGCCUCAGGCUUUGGAGUGGUCGGUGCCGCAUCAGACCAAGUUGAAAUAUACGCAGCUUUUCAACACGUGGGACAGAACGAGAUCGGGUUAUCUGUCGGGUCCGCAAGCGAGGAACAUAAUGGUACAGUCACAAUUAUCUCAGGCGAUACUGGCGCAGAUAUGGGCCUUGUCGGACAUGGAUUCCGACGGUCGUCUCGGUUGCGAGGAGUUUGUAUUAGCGAUGCAUUUGUGUGACAUGGCAAAAGCGGGUGAAACGAUACCGGCGGCUUUGCCGGUCGAUUUGGUCCCGCCGACGUUUCGUCGCCAGCGUCAGAGCAGCGUUUCUUCUCAAGGAAUGCCGGAAAGCAUUGAUCCUUUGGCGGGAAUGCCGCAGACCUCGUUCGAGGAUAAGAGAAAAGAAAACUUUGAAAAGGGUCAAGCCGAGUUGGAGCGUCGCCGGAAAGCACUUUUGGAAAUCCAGCAAAAAGAGCAGGCCGAAAGAGAGCGCAAGGAACGAGAUGAAGCGGAGAAACAGGAGAAAAUACGAUUGGAACAGGAGCGUCGUAGACAGGCGGAAAUCGAGAAGCAGAUGUUGCGUCAACGGGAAAUCGAACAGGAGAAAGAAGAACAGCGCAAACGUGCUCAAGAGCAGAGAGAAGCGGCGCGCAAGGAGAUGGAGAGGCAACGACAGCUUGAGUGGGAAACUCAAAAGUCCCAAGAAUUGCAGGAUCAACGACAAAAAGAACAAGACAUACUGCUCAAAUUGAAAGCGAAAAAUUUGUCGCUGGGCAUUGAGCUCGGCACUCUGAACGACAAAGUCAAAGAACUUUCACAAAAAAUUUGCGAUACGAGAGUCGGCGUUUCCGGAGUCAAAACAACGAUAGACGGAAUGCGCUCAACCCGGGAUACUCAACUCCAAGACAUGGCAGCCCUUAAGAAUAAACUUCGCGAACAAAAUCAGCGGCUCCUUGCCCUGAGUCAGGAGAAAGCGAGAAUCGAAGCGAAAAAUAAAAUCAACGCUGCCAACGACUCCGCUGGUCAAGAAGCCAUGCGAAUGGCUUUCGCCAAUAAACAAAUUCAGCUCAAACAAAUGCGCGACAAAAUAGCCGACUUGCAACAACAAAUGGACGAAAAAAUGGCUGAUAUUGCUAACAAUAAUGGACAACUUGAUGACGUUAGAAAUCGUAUGAAAAAUUUGAGCCUCGAGUGCAAACAAUUGUACAACACCUUCGACACUAAAAGGCUUAAAAUCCUCGAGUUGAGACAAGCUGUGGAGAACUCCGGUGGGGUUGAUUACGCCAACGCUGCGUGGACCGAGAGUGCCUGGGAAUCGGCCGAUGCACAGACAACUGCCACGAGCAACGAAGCGUGGCCAGUCGAUGACACUACUACCAAUGUCGAGGAUGUUCCCUCUGGGGUUGUCAAAUAUCGUGCUCUCUAUGAAUUCGUUGCUCGCAACGAUGAAGAAAUAUCGUUCCAGCCCGGCGAUAUCAUUUUGGUACCACCAGUUCAAAAUCAAGAGCCUGGUUGGAUGGCGGGCGAAAUUCGAGGUCAUACUGGUUGGUUCCCGGAAGCUUAUGUCGAGCCCGUUGAUCCUGGAACCGGAGUCACGAAAUCUUUCAGCCAACAGGACAGUCUCGAAAAAAGACCUCUCGAGGAAAUUGCCGAAGUGCCGGAAAAUGUAUCCGAAGCGGGUUCUCUGGGCGGUGAAGGUCCCGUGGUUGAUACCGUCGUCCCAACGCUGGGUUUCGGUACACCUUGCAAUUUCCAAGCAACGACUUUGUACCAGUAUCGGCCGAGCAAUCCUCAACAUUUGACUUUCAGCAAGGGCGAUCUUAUAACUGUUCAGGAACAGCAGGACGAUUGGUGGUACGGGGAAUCCGUGACCGGUACAAAAGGCUGGUUCCCAAAAUCUUACGUGAAAGUGAGCGCUGCCGCGAGUUCGGCACCAACGACGACGACGACGACGACGACGACGAACGGUCUCGAUAAUUCUGCAACCGGUGCCUCGGUCCCAUCACAAUCGGGAGAUUAUUACGUAGCUCUUUAUCAAUAUGCCUCCAACGAGCCCGACGAUCUCAGCUUCAACGAGGGUGAAAUCAUCAACGUCAUGAAAAAAGAUGGACAAUGGUGGACCGGCACGAUAGGCGAUCGCAGUGGAUUCUUCCCAUCAAAUUACGUCGGAAUGUGCGACACCGCUGUUAGUCAGCAAAUUACCGAAGAUGCGGCCAUAAACAAAGAGGUGUCAAAUGUAACGGCCGCGCCUGUGACCUCAGCUCAAGCGACCCCGCCGGUGGAAAAAACGGCCGAACAGCUCGAAGACGAACGAGCCGCGGCCGAGGACAGAGCCGAGCUUCCAGAUUUCUCGGCGAUGCAAUCGCAGCAGUACUACAAGGCGCGCGGAAGGAAACCAGAAAUCGUUCAAGUGAUCGCUCCAUAUCAGGCCACCAGCGCUGAACAACUGGAUCUUCAGAGAGGACAAUUGAUCAUGAUUCGAAAGAAAACCGACACCGGUUGGUGGGAGGGUGAAUUACAGGCACGAGGUAAAAAGAGACAAAUCGGUUGGUUCCCGGCUUCUUACGUGAAGCCUUUGACCAGCAGCAGCAAUCGCAGCACUCCGGUGUCUCACGGCUAUCAGGAUUCGCCCACAGAUCCGAACGUUGAACGUGUCAUGGCACUAUAUCCGCACCAGGCUCAAAACGAGGACGAGUUGAGUUUCGAGAAAGGGGACGUUAUAACAGUGUUGGCGAAAGAGGAGGAGGCUUGGUGGCGAGGCACGAUGAACGGAAUAUCCGGAAUUUUCCCCAGCAACUACGUCACCCCCAUGUCAAGUGAAGUCAGCAACGAAUUCGUGAUGUCGAGGCUCGAACCGUCCGAGAGAAAACGACAGGAUUACAUCAAGGAACUUAUCGCUACCGAACAGGCUUAUAUCGAAGACAUGAGACUCGUUCACGAGGUUUUCGAGAAACCACUCCUUCAGAGCUUGGUCCUCACGGUCGACGAGGUCGAAAGGAUUUUCGUCAAUUGGAGAGACAUCAUUGCUUGCAAUGAUAAUUUCUUGAGAACUCUCAGGAUAAGACGAGACAACAGCGAGGGUGAAAUCGUCAGAAUGAUCGGCGAUAUUCUAUGUGAAAACAUUCCACGAAUGUCGGCGUACAUUCGAUUCUGCAGUUGCCAAAUAUCGGCCGCUCACUAUCUCCAAAAAUUGACUGAAACUUCACCAGAGUUCGUUGCCGUUGCUCAGGCCUGUCAACAGGAUCCAAGGACAAAGGGAAUGCCACUGUCGUCUUUUCUCAUCAAACCAAUGCAACGAAUCACCAAAUAUCCUCUCAUUAUUAAUAAGAUUAUGGAACACACUCCCGUCGAUCAUCCUGAUCGACAGUAUUUGCAAGAAGCUCUGGCAAAGGCCGAAGAAUUUUGUACUCAAGUCAACGAAGGCGUAAGAGAAAAAGAAAACAGCGAUCGCCUGGAGUGGCUUCAGAGCCACGUUUCCUGUGACGAUGGCCUCGAAGAACAAUUGGUUUUUAAUUCCAUCACGAACUCAGCUGGACCCCGCAAAUUAUUGCACUACGGCGUUUUACACAAAGCGAAAAGUGGAAAAGAGCUCGUGGCUUUCCUCACCAACGAUUUCCUCCUGUUUGCUCAACCGCUAAAAUCACUGCCAAGUGGACAACAAUUUUCGUUCGAACGGAACGAACAUUCUCGAUUCAAACUGUACAGAAAACCGAUAUUUUUGAACGAACUCUCGAUUCUUGGAGAAUCCGAUGCGAGCGGAAGUGGCCACGAAACGAUGGAAAACUCACUGCGGACGUUGAGACUUUGUGACUCGAAAAGACCGAUUAUUCUGCUGGCACCUUCUACCGGCGAAUGCUCACUGUGGACCAAAAGAAUUACCGAAGCGAGGAAACAGUUUGCCAAAUAUGAGAAGAAUCUCUUGCAGAGGCAGCGUUCGAAACAGGCACAGUUUGGAGCGUGUGGUCGAAUCCUCGUAACAGUGCUCCAAGGUUACAGUUUGAAAACAGCUCCUGCAGUUGGUAAGUGUAACGCAUUCUGCAAAGUCUCGAUGGGAUCGCAGGAGGAGAGAACGAGCGUUGUUCCUGGAACGGAUUGUCCCCUUUGGGAUGCAUCGAUGCAGUUCCAAGUUAAGGAUCUUAUCGAGGAUACUCUUUGCAUCACAGUUUUUGACAAAGGCUAUUACAGUCCGGACGAUUUCCUGGGCCGAGCUGAAAUUCGUGUCGCGGACAUAAUGCGAGACAGCAAAGACGCGUGCGGUCCGAUACAAAAAAGAAUAAAACUGCGUGAGGUUGAGCGCGGCGAAGUUGUGUUGAAGCUCGAUCUGCGUUUGUUCGGUAGUAGGUGAGAGGGAAGGUGAAACUUGGAGGAAUACUGGAGCUCGAAUUCCAAUAUUGCGUGUCUGAGAAUAAGAGCGAAAUUUCGCGAUGCAUGAAAGAGAAAAAAAAAAAUGAAUGAAAGAUUGGGUAUCUGAGGAUAUUCCGGAGACAACCCGGUGCGCGUCCUAUCCCAGCAAUAAAUUAGAGUUAUGUACCAUUCGAGUAUUACGUUGUAGAUUAAGAAAUAAGUGAAAUUUUCAAAGAGCAGGAGAAAAAAAUAAAAUGGAAUUCUUUUCGUAAAUUUACGAAUAAAAAAAAUAGAGUCAAAACGAUUUUAAUCAGUGGACAAAAUUUAUCAUGGACAAAGAAAUUAGCACGUGGGUGCAUAAGUUACAUUCUUUAUGAUAAAUAUAAUAAUAUAUUGUCGAUCGUGAACACACACGUUUAUAUAUAUAUAUAUUUUUUUGUGAAAGGAGAAAAUACACAGAGACUUGAUUUGUGACUCGUACAGACUUAUCGGCAGCUCGCUGUUGCCUCGAGCCGUCAAUAGCUCAAUUAUUCAUUUGUAAUACACUUUAAAUACAUUUUUUGACGUACACAUAUAAAUAUAUCGAUAUAAUAUCUAGUCGCUAAGAGAUACAUUGGUAAAAAUGAGGAAGGCAGCGUUCCAUAACACACAUUCAUACAUAAGCGAAUACCAUUUUGGACAUUUAUCGUAAACGAUUACGAAACAAAGUUUUUUACUUUUUUUUUCUCGUUUCCUUUUUUCUUUUUCAAAGAUUAACUUUGUUUUGAAACUUUUGUCAAGGCGGUACCGCGUACGUACGAGUAUCGGAGGUUACUUUUAAUAAAUGUACAAUAUUGCGAACGACGAUUAAACGGUUUAACGACCGCUCGAUUUCUUUUC
Venturia canescens is the source of this 6659-nucleotide messenger RNA. RefSeq names its product dynamin associated protein 160 (gene Dap160). The record is from RefSeq and is a predicted model, not a curated record. Bases 253 to 5781 code for a protein of 1842 amino acids. Gene Ontology annotation, biological process: positive regulation of Rho protein signal transduction. Lineage: Eukaryota; Metazoa; Arthropoda; Insecta; Hymenoptera; Ichneumonidae. Gene Ontology annotation, molecular function: calcium ion binding; protein binding; guanyl-nucleotide exchange factor activity. The transcript has 30 exons.